AAUGUAAACAUAAAAAAUUCCAAAUCCAAACUCCGAAAUCUGGAAAUGAGUCAGAGAAAUGCGAAUUUUGGUAUCAAAAGCUAUUUCAAAUUCAUUGUGUAUCAAAAUCUCUACUUCAACUUUUGAAAUAAUGGAGUUGAGCUUUCUUUGAACUUUCGUUGAGUGUUGCCAUAAAUUCAAUUCGUAUUCGAUGGGUGUGUGUUUAUGAAUUCACCGGCGCUUCCUGAAGUGUUCGCUCCUUCAAAUCGCAGUCAAACAAACGAAAAAUUGGUCCACGAAAAAACAUCGUCGUAAUUAUUCGUACCUUCUUGAAUACCAAUUCGAUCGAAGAGACCAUCAAUAAUAAACACAAAUUUAGUAUUUCUGAAAUAAUAAAGAAAAGAUGCAUAAAAAAAUAUCCAAAUGAUAUCGUUGAUUACGAUUGCAACCUCUAUUUUGGUUGUGUUUCACAGCUCAACUCAUUAUUAUGGUGAAGCGAUGUCACCUCCUCAAGGCAUUUGUAGCUUUUACCACGGUCAGAUAUGUAAAGGAUAUUUGAACGAAUCGGUUCGUGUAUGGUUUAAUAACACGAAAGGAAAUGACAACGAGAAAAUUGUCACCGGAUUAUGGAAAGAAAUGAUCGAAGGGUUCAAAGAACCUUGUCGUCGGGCAGCUGAGAAACUCCUAUGUACUUACGCUUUCCCAGAAUGCGGUUCAGAAAACGGUUAUCAGAUCGGAUUACCUUUAUGCUACGAAGAUUGUGUGGCUGUUAGGGAUCUAUUCUGUUACAACGAUUGGGCUCUAAUUUUAGCCAACAGAGAUAAGGGUAUUACUUUCAACUCCAGAGGUCAUUUUACCCUUCCGAAUUGCGACAAGCUGCCCAGAUAUAAUUUCGAUCACGUGUCACCCUCAUGUUCCUAUGCCAAAUUAACAGAAAUGAAAAAAGAUGAAAUUACUUACGACUGUGUUCAAGGAAAUGGUCGAUACUAUCAAGGUACCAAAAACGUUACCAGAACAGGAAUACCUUGUCAGCGUUGGGAUUCUAAAUCACCUCAUGAUUUUGAAAGACCUCCCAAAGUAUUCCCAGAGAUACAAAAUUCUGAGAAUUAUUGUCGAAAUGCCGGCGGCGAGGUGGCUACUCCUUGGUGUUAUACUUCUAAUCCAGAUAUACGUUGGCAACAGUGUGAUAUUCCAGCUUGCAACGGAUCUGUCUCCGUAACUCAAGAAAAAGUCGCCAAUACCUUGGAUAUUGCUGUGCAACUUUUCUACAGAUAUCCAUAUUUGAUUACAAUAAUUGCCUCGGGCAUAUUGAUUAUAUUUGUCUUGUUUCCAUUGCUGAUAAUCUGCCAUCGAAUGUGCCGGAAGAAACUGGUUGUCUAUCGUCCUACACCUACUCAAGAUACAAACAUAGACCUGCAAAAAUUACCCGAUAACAAAUCCUAUCACAAAUCGAGCGCUUGCCUAAAUCCAAAAUUAGAAAAGUUGGAAUUUCCUAGAAAUGAUAUAAUCUAUAUUCGCGAUUUAGGUCAAGGUGCUUUUGGACGAGUGUUCCAGGCUAAAGCUCCCGGCUUAUUGAAAGGCGAAGAAUUCACCAUAGUUGCGGUGAAGAUGCUGAAAAACGAAGCCACCGAUGAUCUGAGAUCUGAUUUCGAAAGAGAGGCUUGCCUAUUGAGCGAAUUCGAUCAUCCUAAUAUCGUAAAGUUAUUGGGUGUUUGCGCUGUCGGUCAACCAAUGUGCCUGUUAUUCGAAUACAUGGGUCGGGGCGACGUCAGCGAAUUCUUGCGGUCUUGCUCACCCAGUAACUAUAUCCUCAGAUCGAUCGAAAAUGGCAAUAUUUUCCAAGACAUCCAGCUGACAAGUCUGGAUUUAUUAAACAUCGCCCAACAAAUAGCCGCCGGAAUGGUGUAUCUUUCUGACAGGAAAUUCGUUCAUCGAGAUUUAGCUACUAGGAAUUGCCUCAUAAACGACGCUAUGGUCGUCAAAAUCGCUGAUUUUGGUUUAUCGCAAAAGAUGUAUCUGCAAAAUUACUACAAAGGUGGCGAACAAGACGCCAUACCUAUUCGAUGGAUGCCUUUGGAAAGCAUUCUAUACAAUAAGUACACCAUAGAGUCGGAUGUUUGGGCAUUCGGAGUCUGCCUUUGGGAAGUAUUCUCAUUUGCUCUGCAACCCUAUUAUGGGAUGACUCAUCAGGAAGUUGUCAAGUUCAUCAAGGAUGGUAAUGUCCUGCAGUGUCCUGACAAUACUCCAAAAAAUGUGUACGAUCUCAUGAAAUCAUGCUGGAAUAAGAAGCCUGCUUCCAGGCCUAAUUUCCGCGUCAUUUACCAAACCCUAGAUAUUAUAAGAUUAGAUGUAUUAAGACAGAAUGGUAUGUUACAGAAUAUGUAAACUUUUUUUAAUCAGAUGAUUCGAUGUCUUGUAGAAUAAUGGCCAACUGGCUAAGGAAUGUUGGCAGAAAGUUGUAGUUUUUGUUGAAGCUGACAGAUGAUUUUUAAAGCGAUUUUUGUCCACUUUCUGCCAGUAUUUCAUGGCCUAUACCUAUCUUUGUGUACUUGAGUGAAAGGAAUUUUCAUUUUCUGAUUUUAAUAUCCAUGAUUAUGUUUCUAGAUGAAAAAUUUGUUCAAUUUUAUGUUAACUACUUUCAUUUUCUAGUCUGUUAAUAUUUAUGCUUUUCCUUUUUUUUGCUGGAGGAAUUAUGAUGCUUUCAUAUUGAUUAAAGUUAAAUAUCAUGACUUCACAACUGCCCGACAAAUUUUUAAAUGUUUUUUGAUAGCUUGUUUAUUUAUUGAAAAUUUAUUACAGUUUUAUACCUUUUUCAAGUUUUUAUUUUAUGUAUUUAUAUUUUUUUAAUGUGCCUUUUAUUAUUUUUCAUUAAUUUUUUAAAAACAUUUUCAAUGAGAUUUUUCUAUGUACAAUGUGUGAAUUUUAUACGCGCAGCUAUUGUUAUUUAGUUACUAGUCGUUUUAUGUGUCAUAUUUUACUCAAGUGUGAUUUUAAUAUCGGAUAAUUCGAAAUGUUUGGCAGCUUUCAGAUGUGUACUUUCUUCCUUAUUUCUUUUUGUAGAAAAAUAAACGUGUAAUUUAAAUACA
Molecule: messenger RNA, 3065 nt
Organism: Planococcus citri (citrus mealybug)
Lineage: Eukaryota; Metazoa; Arthropoda; Insecta; Hemiptera; Pseudococcidae
Gene: Nrk
Product: Neurospecific receptor kinase
Exons: 10
Coding region: 403-2364 (653 amino acids)
Biological process (GO): protein phosphorylation; positive regulation of phosphatidylinositol 3-kinase/protein kinase B signal transduction; positive regulation of neuron projection development
Cellular component (GO): plasma membrane; signaling receptor complex
Molecular function (GO): ATP binding; transmembrane receptor protein tyrosine kinase activity; Wnt-protein binding
Source: RefSeq, a predicted model, not a curated record